Papaver somniferum (opium poppy) is the source of this 1171-nucleotide messenger RNA. RefSeq lists its product as uncharacterized. The transcript has 2 exons. The coding region runs from base 99 to 749 and encodes 216 amino acids. Lineage: Eukaryota; Viridiplantae; Streptophyta; Magnoliopsida; Ranunculales; Papaveraceae. Gene Ontology annotation, molecular function: S-adenosylmethionine-dependent methyltransferase activity. The record is from RefSeq and is a predicted model, not a curated record.
AUUCCUUUCUGUACUGCCAAACUGAAACAAAAAAAUUCCAUUACAAAAACUUUUUUUACCUAUAAUGAGUGUACUCCAAACAAAAAAUUUUGAUCAGAAUGUCUUCACUUAGACAUGUAAUGUACCAGAGACUGCAUGUCUGGAUACAAUUCCAAGGUCUCUUCAUGGUGGGAGGAAAUCACACAUCUUCAAGGUUGCCGUUACCGAUGAUAAGAAUGAAGUCGACGAAAGUUCUAACCAGGAAUCAGCCGAUGAGUGUGUCAGAUCUAAACUUGGCAUUUCGUGAUUUAAUGGCGGGCAAUUGGUUAGUUCAAGGUGACAAAGCUUUGUCAAUUGGAAGAGGUUCGUUAAGAACAGUUAAAGUGAUGAGAAAGCUAGGAUUUGUUGAUGCAAUUGGAGUGGCUCGUAAACCAUGUUCGUCGUAUGUUCGAAGAGGAAAUAUUUAUGCAUUACCGUUUAAUGAGAAUUCAUUCGAUUUCGUGUUUUCGACAGCUUUUAUCAGCGGCGCAAGAGUUCCAGCAAGAAUAGUGCUAGAAAUGGCAAGGGUUUUGAAACAAGGUAGUGUUGGUGUUCUUUUAACAAGGUUACCAGGUCCAACUCCAGCUACAACUGCCUUGGUGAAAGCAGUGGAUCCAUUGGCUUCGUAUUUGAAAUUCUCGGAUAUAGUCCAUGUUAGGAGGCUUAAUUCUACUGUCAUUAUAGUUUUCAAGAAAAGGUUUACCUGUAAUGAAGAUGAUGAAGAUCAAUAAGAAUUAGGGUUUACCAGGAAAUAUUUAGAUCAUUGAAGCCAGAUUCUACUGUUUGUAAUGUAAAAAAUGAAUGUAGAGAAAAUUACUCAAUUACGUAAAUACCGUUUGGUCAUUGUGGAUCUUCUAGUGUUAUUGGGGAAGAAAAAGGAUAUAAAUGGAAGUUUAACAUUCAUUGGCGGUAAAAGCAGUUAUUUAGCUUGUCGGUUCCUUAUAUCCGAACAAUGCCACAAUACCCAAGUUAGAUUAAAACGACAACAGUGCCGGCCAUGUCAGAGCAGACAGAUCGAGAUGAGCAUAAAACCAAAACAGCUAAAUCAAUAGAUAAAUAAAUUGUAAAAAAUACAAUAUCACAACAUGUAUGAAUGUGUGUAAUUUCAGUUCUGGAGUCUAGGAGAUUUGAAUAAAUAAACACUCCUUACAAA